GCGAAGGCUCCCAAAAUUCCAUCUCUUCGCUGCAGUCCGAAAGGCACCAUUCACCCAGUGACAGCACGCACGGAACGUUGAGAUGUUCGAGGCCUGAUUGACUGGUAGUGCCAUCGCAUCCCGUUUCCACGACGACGAAAGCUUGGCAACAACAGGCGCCCCCCUGGCCCUCGCUCGCCAUUUAUCAAACACACGUCAAAUCUUACCGCUACACCCCUCUCGCCGCAGAAAACCGCCUUUCAGAGAAUCCACCUUCAUUCACGCAUUCGCCUUUGUACGACUCCCGAGCAGAACAAUUCAUUAUGGCCUCCACCAACUACCGCGAAGCUUUCCAGCUCUUCGACAAGCGCGGCAACGGCCGCGUCGACCGCGCGGCCCUCGGCGACCUGCUGCGUGCCUGCGGGCAGAACCCGACGCUCGCUGAGAUUGCGGACCUGGAGCGCGGUGUUGGCGCAGACUUCGACUUUGACACCUUCAGCAAGAUCCUCAACCGCCCGGGCGGCUUCCGCGAGCCCUUCGACAUCGAGGAGUACAUCCGCGGCUUCCAGGUCUUCGACAAGGACCGCUCCGGCUUCGUCGGAAAGGGCCAGAUCAAGUACAUCCUGACGAACCUUGGCGAGAAGAUGAGCGAGGAGGAGGUCGAGGAGCUUUUUAAGAGCACCAUCGAUACUGGAAACAACGAGGUCGACUACAGGGAGUUUGUCAAGACCAUUGCGGAGAACUAAACGGCCGUUGGGAAGGGAGCGAGGAGCGGGGAGGCACGGGGUUUCAGUUCGAAUGAUGGGAUGUACAUUUUGAUUGACGAGGCCUUCACGAUUGAAUGAGUAGGGGGCCUCGAUGCAUGCGGCUCGGCACUGGCGUUGGCGUGUAGGAUUUGGACAGG
Paraphaeosphaeria sporulosa is the source of this 883-nucleotide messenger RNA. RefSeq names its product EF-hand. Gene Ontology annotation, cellular component: myosin II complex. NCBI's taxonomy places the organism in Eukaryota, Fungi, Ascomycota, Dothideomycetes, Pleosporales, Didymosphaeriaceae. The record is from RefSeq and is a predicted model, not a curated record. Gene Ontology annotation, molecular function: calcium ion binding. Bases 303 to 725 code for a protein of 140 amino acids. Gene Ontology annotation, biological process: mitotic actomyosin contractile ring assembly. The transcript is spliced from 3 exons.